AUGAAUGACGAUAUUGAAUUCGAAUUGGUUCUCGGUAAUGGUUUUUCCGAACCCAGCGUUGAUGUCUACAAAAUCAAAAUGAGCCCGACCAAAAUCGAGAAGGAAACGCUUAGCAUCACAUCUGCUAAUCGCAUUUGGAGUUGGAAACCGGAUAAGCGGGAUAAACCAGAAUAUAAUAGAUUUGCUCCUGCAGAGAUCAAGCCAGUGCUCUACAAAGAGAACUCUGCUGACAAAGGGCAAUGUGCUAUUCUGACUAUCAACAAUAUCUACGAUAUCAAAGAAAAGUAUUUGUAUUCUGAGGUGCUCGUACUCCCAUACAUCAAAGACACCAAUGGCUAUCCGUUGCCUCCGAAGUCUCCGUUGCUAAAGCUGCCGCUAAAUGAAAAUAUUGGUAACUGGCAUAGUGUGGAGCUGAUCCCUGAUUCUAAUGGCUUGAUCGGUUUGAUCUCAGUUGUAGACACGAAUGGAACAGUAUACGUGUUCACAAAAGAGGGGAAAAUAAAAAACACUUUUAAAUUGCCACACGCGCAUGGGCUCGUUUGGGAUAACAAAACAUCGACUCUAUUUGCACUUGGCCAUACGGGUCUGCAGAUAUAUCAGUUAGAUCCCGAGAAUUCUACGAAUUUAAAGCUAUUAACAACACUCGACUUCUCUGAAUACUACGAAAAUAAAAAUGUGGAGAGAGAGGAGGAUAAGGAUGGUGGGCACGACCUCUACCUUGUUCCGGACGAGAAGAAGCUGUUUCUGACAACGGGUGAACGGACAUUUAAAUUCGACAUAGGCGAAUAUGAGAAACUCUUUCCGAAAGGUGGAAAGAUAUUAGAACGUUAUAAGCUUAGGAAAGGAGAAAAAAUAUUAAAGCCCUAUCAGCCAAUGUUUAAGAUAGAUAGCAAAUAUUGGCAAAACAUUGCAUCAGACAAAGUUCCUCCAAAGGCGAAGGGGUUGAAAGACAGAGUAACGUCUAAGAAAGGGGGAGUGAAAUCAAUCUCUCAGGUCCCCGGGACGAGUGUUGUUAUUGCUCACGCGGCACCUUGGUUCGCUGACGAUAAUGAGUUGGCAUAUCCCUACAUAUCGAAUAUUCUUCUGGUUGCCACAGGCCCAGAGGAUAAACCUCUCCCAGAUGAUAAACUUCUAGACAUUGAUCUAACUAAAGGUCAUAAGAUCGAAUUUUCGGAAGCAAUCUUCUAUAAGGCGCGGGUCUUGAUCUUUCCCAAAUGA
Molecule: messenger RNA, 1218 nt
Organism: Ambispora gerdemannii
Lineage: Eukaryota; Fungi; Glomeromycota; Glomeromycetes; Archaeosporales; Ambisporaceae
Source: the annotation of a GenBank genome assembly